Cryptomeria japonica (Japanese cedar) is the source of this 1581-nucleotide messenger RNA. Its product is annotated as psbP domain-containing protein 3, chloroplastic. The transcript has 10 exons. Gene Ontology annotation, molecular function: calcium ion binding. Gene Ontology annotation, biological process: photosynthesis. Gene Ontology annotation, cellular component: photosystem II oxygen evolving complex; extrinsic component of membrane; photosystem II. The coding region runs from base 65 to 889 and encodes 274 amino acids. The record is from RefSeq and is a predicted model, not a curated record. NCBI's taxonomy places the organism in Eukaryota, Viridiplantae, Streptophyta, Pinopsida, Cupressales, Cupressaceae.
UUCAAAGAGAAUCACAAUUCAAUAUCAAUAUUCACAGUCCACAUCCUUAGAAAACUGGAAGAAAAUGGAAGUUAUGAGCGCACUCUCAAUUUCGUCGUCGCCAAAACUCUUCUCAUUUUCUCCACGUCAGCCACACCAAAUCCCCAGUCUGAUUUUUCUUUCAUUCCUCUUCAAAUGUAAUUUCAAAAAUCUCAAGCAUGGAAAGAAGCAAUUUAUAAGCUGUUCGCAGACACACAACAAUGUGACAUCCCAUCAACUUUCAACAAAUGGAAGAAGGCAGGUUGUGUGCCAGAUUAUUUCUUUAUUCUCGGCAUUUACUUGUGUUAGUCCAGCAACAGGGGCAGCGGAACCAGAGGUUGAAGGUGAUUAUGAGUUGUACAAGGAUGAGGCAGAUAAUUUUUCACUGCUUGUUCCCCACGAUUGGGUAAAGGGCAAGGGAAAGGCAGAUGAACUGAGAGUGGUGACUGCUUUUUUCCCAAAAAAUGAUGAAGUGUCGAAUGUGAAUGUCGUAAUAACAGGAGUUGGGGCUGAUUACACAAGAAUGGAAUCAUUUGGAACUGUCGAUGCAUUUGCGGAGACACUGGUUAACAGUCUGGAUAGAAGCUGGAAAAGACCACCUGGGCAAGCGGCAAAGCUUCUCAAUGCAAAGUCCAAAAAUGGUAUAUAUUAUGUGGAAUAUUCAUUCCAAAAACCUGGUCAAAGUAAAAUCCAUCUAUUCUCCGCAGUUGGUUUAAAGUUCGGUGAUUGGUACAACAGGCUUUAUACUGUUACUGGACAGUAUUUGGAGGAGGAUGCUGACAAGUAUAAAGAAAAGAUUGAAAAGGUCAGCUCUAUCUAUCGAAUUUCACUUGUAGUAGAUUUAGCUCAUCCUUUGUUCACAUCCUGCUAACACUAUGCAAACUUGAUGAGAAACCUCGUCAAUUUGAUUGUGAGAAAGGGAGGAUAGAAGGCUCUCAAAGCUUGAAGAGUAGCUUCCCACCACAAUUAGUGCAAGAGUAUGAGAAUGGGGUGGAUAAUAGUGGCUUACAAAGAGUGAUAUUGUCUCUCACAGUUGAAAACCUCAGCAAGUUACUGCAAGUCGGUAAGGCUCAGCAAGUCACAAAACACUUGCUAACAAAUUUCACGAGUACUUACCUGAAUUUUCAUUACUAAUUACAAGUCCAUAUUGAAACUUUUCUGUAGGUGGAACAACACACAAAACCCUCAUCUUUUGUCAUUUCAUCAUUUACAUUAAUUUGACUUUGAUUCUUUGACAACAUUAUAUUGAUUUAUUGAUGGUUGGUUAAAAGCUCUAAAAUUAUGAAAAAUUGCAUGCACUUGAAGGUACUUGUGACCUGAAACAUCUUAAUUUCGUCUUGGUGGUGGGGUCUCCAUACCUUGACCAUGCCCUAUAUUGUGAGAGGAACAUACUUUGAGUGCUGCCCUUUGACACUGCUAGGGACUGCCAACCUCGAACCCCAAUCUUGUUAAAAAGGAAAAAAGGCAAAACUUGUUUUGGGCUUCAUCAAAUGGAAAAGCUGCAUUUCCCCCCCUUUAUUUGACUUGAAGAACAAAAAUAACAUUUUUCUUUAUUUUUAGAUA